UUUCCCCCACAAAGCGGACUGGGAACCCGAAGACUUUCUCCGCACACCUCCUGCCAUCUCUACGGUGACGUGGAAAAAGACCGCAAAUGACAUGCGCAGGCUUCGUCACAUGACGCGACAUGUCAAAUUGGCAUGCAGAAGAAGAAGAAGACGACUCCAUAGGUCUGCUCCCGGGACAGUGACAGGAGACCCAGAGGGAAUGGAUGAAUUUCCUGUGAGGUUUAUAGAGGCACUGUGUCUCGGGACCAGCCUUGCCUUCUCAGGCAUCUGCUAUUAUCUGUACAGGAAGCGUCGGAUAACAGUGGAAAAACUUGAUGAUGCGCCACACUUAGCCAUAGAUGGAUGCCUCAAAGACAUUUUAAAAGUUACUCCAGGAGCUUGUCUGCAAUAUGCUGUCAUUGAAGGUACUGUGCAACCAGUAGGUGAGCCUAUAACCAGUCACUUCCAAAAGGAAAUACAUGGAGUGUUACAGAGACUCAUGUUGAAAGAACACAGGCUGGUGUGGAGCAGUUUGUCACACACUUGGAUGGACAGUGAGCAAAUCUUGCUCCAAAGAGUAAAUGAGGUGCCCUUUGCAUUAGUGGGAACAGAUGAGACCACAGUCAAAGUCCUGUGCCCUCAGCAGGCCUCUGGAGUGCACAUGGAGAUGACCCAUGAAAAGUUUCACCAGAUCAAUUAUGGCUUGGGUGACAUAGUAGGACAGUACCUCAGCGGGGAGAAGCUUAAAGGGCAGCUGGAGACAGAGGAAAUGCUCAAAGUAGGUGCAACUCUCACAGGUGUAGGUGAGCUGACACUAGACACAGACGGCAGCCUGUAUCUUCGGCCUCCUAACGGUUUACAGUACUUCCUGAGCAUAACAGACUUUGACACCCUACGGGGCGAUCAAGAGCGCGCAACUGUUCUGUGGAAGGUGCUGGCCGUUGGCUUUGCUUUGGCUGGGGUGGCAGUCCUGCUAUGGGCGGCUCGACGCCACUACAACCACCUAAAGGUUUGCUGGGAGCGUGCUGCUGUCACAGGCCCCGAGGACCCUCAAGACGGGACAGAGAAUCGCAUAGAGAAUGCCUGUGUGAUUUGCCUCAGUCAGCCACGUAACUGUAUUCUGUUGGACUGUGGGCAUGCGUGCUGCUGCUACAACUGCUACCAGGCCCUUCCAGACCACCGAUGCCCCAUUUGUAGGCAGAACAUC
Messenger RNA from Monopterus albus (swamp eel), 1186 nucleotides. It is a transcript of the gene mul2, whose product is annotated as mitochondrial E3 ubiquitin protein ligase 2. The annotation marks the transcript as partial. Gene Ontology annotation, biological process: protein ubiquitination; organelle organization. Gene Ontology annotation, molecular function: ubiquitin-protein transferase activity. NCBI's taxonomy places the organism in Eukaryota, Metazoa, Chordata, Actinopteri, Synbranchiformes, Synbranchidae. The transcript has 6 exons. The record is from RefSeq and is a predicted model, not a curated record.